Molecule: messenger RNA, 2340 nt
Organism: Venustampulla echinocandica
Lineage: Eukaryota; Fungi; Ascomycota; Leotiomycetes; Helotiales; Pleuroascaceae
Exons: 3
Coding region: 1-2340 (779 amino acids)
Source: RefSeq, a predicted model, not a curated record
AUGACGGGGGAGUGGAAAGGGGGCGAGGGCGACGACGCCGUCGCCGACGGAAGGGAUGACAGGAAUUGGCUGCCAAGACACGAACUGGAAUUAGAGCGUCUCAACCAGAAUGAUGGGGAUGAGAUGGGUGAGAGUGAGAGUGACAGUGAGAGGGAGAGGGAGAGUGACUACGCCCCUCACCGGGAGAAGAGAAGCAUUAAAGGCCCGCUAUGGAUAUUUUUGGCCACCUCGGCCACAUUAACUGGGCGGCGGCUUUUGAGGGGUGAUUUUCCAUUCUACUUGGUGUUUUUAUUACAAUUGGCCGCCUACUGCUCAGUUGCGGUCGUCGCCGUCCUCCUCCAACUACGCCGUUUCCGAAGAUCAAAACAGAAAGAUGAAGGUGGAAAGUACACCGUCUCGGAAAUUCUCAUCCUUGCAGUGAGGUUAUCUAUUUCGGCAUGCUUUUCCGCGCUCGCAAUGCUGUGUGGUGCAAAGGCCGUGAUGUUGUACAACAAUCUCUACGUCCUUGUUAUGCUGCCGAUAUUGACAUAUGUCUGCGACAGCGUUGUUGUGCGCUUCUUGCAUCUCUUCAGGAUCUCGCCUCAAGCCAAUGUCACUGCUGAGUGGAAGCCACUAUGGAAGACUUUCCCCAUUUCACUAGGUGUGUGGCUGGCCGUACAUGAGGACUAUCGACUGGAAAUCAGAGGCAUCUAUUUUGCGCUCGCCUCGUUUCUUUUCUCGUCCCUCGCAAUGGCAGUUCAUAAAAUUGGACCUAGAAUCGAGAAAGGCCCUGUGUCAUGGAGCUCGCCCUUAUACAUUUUCUUAGGUGUUGGCAUUCCCAUCUUAUUUAUCACGCUCCGUGCGGCAAUUAUGUAUGAGGACUUGGUAACAGCAACUAACAUUGCCAACUCAUGGUCUGGCUGGUCAUGCUUCGUGAACUUCGCCCCUGGCGCUAUUCUCCAGAUCAUAUUUAAUAGCGGGAUGAAUUCUGCCUAUCCGUAUAUAUCUCAGUAUUAUGCUGGCGGAGCUUUGGAUGACCCAGCCAUCCAGUCCCAAGAUGCAGUCGGGAGCACGCUUCAUACCGGGUUAUUGGUCAUGAUAUUUGGCGUCCUCAGCAAAGAGUACAACCUCAUCGACUGGAUCCAAGUUCUCGCCUUGACUCUUGUUUAUGUUGUUAGUGUUGGGCCAGAACACAUUGGCUACUAUCCACCCAGAUUUAUACAUUUCCUGGAACGAAUGACCCGUCGGAAGCCACAACCAAUCCGCUCUGAACCCUGGCAAUUCCCAAUUGUCCUCGCUAGCACGACUAUAGUAUUCGCCAUCCUCAUGAGCAGCAAUGUCAUGUUUUGGGUUGAUACUGUAGCGUACAAUCGCAGCCUCAAACACUGGGUCAGCCCUCCUCUCAACGUCGACACCGUGUAUCGACCACCACGACUUCGAUCGUUCGACAUCAUCAUCGCCCACUCCGACGGUGACCCCAUCGAGUCGAUUCGCAACGUCAUCUCACAGUACACAUCCGUUCCCCAAAUCGCCGGAUUCCGACCAAGCAUUAUCCUAUACACUAAACAACCCAACCUCGACCUCAACCUCAACCUCGCAGAUCCGAGAUCCAUCCGCGGCUCCUUCGAGGGCGACAUACGCGUUAAGACUCUCAACAAUACUGGGGGAGUAACGGCCACAUACCUCAAUCACAUUGUCAACUCCUGGGAGUCUUUCAGCCAGCAAAUGCUCUUCAUCAGCACAACCACCUCCCCCUCUUCCACCCCCUUAGACUAUUCCAUCCAGCGCCUCCAGGACUACUUCAUCCCCGCCGGCUUCCCACUUCCCGACGCCCUACGCAAAACUGGCUUCCUCCAUCUAGGGAGUCAAGAAACCUGCUCCUGCGAAACAUGUAAGGAUUCUCUAGGAUGGGAAGAUUCAUUUCAUCUCAUCUCAUCGAUGUGGAGUGCUGCCCGCCCGGGCAAUUCCUACAAAUGCGACCAAGUCGUCGUCACUCUAGGGAACGACUUCCUAGCAAGUGCCGCUAGAAUACGGGGAGUUCCACUAGAUGUCUGGCAAGUGCUGUAUGACGGUUUAACGAGGGACACCAUAGAAUAUUCCUGGGCGCACGAGGAGGCCAAGUUCCCUCAAUUUUUAGCAGCGCAGAAGCGAGAAGGGAGAUGGGAUCCGAAUGGCGGCGUUUACGGAAAGCCUGAUAGCUUGGAGAGACCUUGGUUGGGGUUUACUAUCGAGAGGCUUUGGGCUGUCUUGCUGCAGUGUAGUACGCCGGAGGUUGCUUGGCGAUGUCCGCCUCCUGGACGGAGUUGGAGGUUGGGUUGGGAGAAGGAGGAUUGUAUGUGUAUCGAUGAGGCGGCUAUUUGA